CAGUUUGUGGAAAUUAUAUUGUUCCUUUUAAAAGAGGAAUGAUUUGGUGGUGAUGGAGUGCUGCCACUGACAGAUGGACUCACAGGAAAGAAGCUCGGAAGAGGCAGAAGGAGCCAAAGAGAGAGGCCUGGUCUAUGUCUGGAAGGCUGGUUCCUGCUCUGUUACUCCAGAAAGGCUUCCAGGCCUUAGUGGAAAGACUGUAUUACAGGCAGCCCUUGGAACACAUCAUGGGUUACUUCUAACAGAAGGUGGAGAGGUCUACAGUUUUGGAAAACUUCCCUGGAGAUCAGGACCAGAGGAGUCAUGUGCUAAUAGUCCUAUCUUAGAAAAAACAUUGCUUGGGCAUCGUGUUAUUACAGUGGCAGCUGGCAGCUUCCAUAAUGGAGCCGUGACAGAAAGUGGUGUGGUGUACAUGUGGGGGAACAAUUCUGCUGGCCAGUGUGCAGUUGCUGAUCAGCCAUGUGUGCCAGAGCCACAGCCCAUCAGUAUUUCUGAUUCGGAAACCAGUCCUCUGUUGUCAGUAAGGAUUUUGCAGCUAGCAUGUGGAGAGGAGCACACGCUGGCACUAUCACUGAGCAGAGAGAUAUGGGCUUGGGGGAGUGGCUGCCAGCUGGGUCUCAUAACAACAGCUUUCCCAGUGACAAAGCCACAGAAGGUAGAGCACCUGGCAGGACGUGUUGUGCUCCAGAUUGCUUGUGGAGCGUACCACAGCCUGGCUCUGGUACAAUGUCUCCCUGUGCAGGAAAUGAAGCCUAUCCCGGAGAGGUGCAAUCAUUGCAGUCAACUCCUCAUUACCAUGAUGGACAAGGAAGAUCAUGUAAUUAUUUCAGAUAAUCACUGUUGCCCACUGGGUGUAGCACUGUCUGAUAACCAACCAGAAAACCAUGCUUUCUGUCCCACAUUGGAGGCCCUAGAAGGGCAAAGUGUAAGAGGCAGCCAGCAUGAAGACUGUCAGAAACCACUUGUGGAAGAACAUAUGCUUGUUCCUUUAGAAUCGGAUGGAGCAAAUGUGCUUUCCAGCAACGAUGGACAGGAGGACAGUGGAAUUUCUAGUCCUGGAAAUAUUCUUUUCCCAGACAAAAAAGAAGUGAAAGAGUACUUAAUCAGUUUAUCAGAACACUCAUUAAAUGAGAGCCUGGAGAAAAACACAUGUGUGGAACCUGAGCAG
Pterocles gutturalis (yellow-throated sandgrouse) is the source of this 1168-nucleotide messenger RNA. Its product is annotated as alsin-like. Lineage: Eukaryota; Metazoa; Chordata; Aves; Pterocliformes; Pteroclidae. The transcript has 3 exons. The annotation marks the transcript as partial. The record is from RefSeq and is a predicted model, not a curated record.